Molecule: messenger RNA, 870 nt
Organism: Monoraphidium neglectum
Lineage: Eukaryota; Viridiplantae; Chlorophyta; Chlorophyceae; Sphaeropleales; Selenastraceae
Product: PsbP domain-containing protein 1
Exons: 5
Coding region: 1-870 (289 amino acids)
Biological process (GO): photosynthesis
Cellular component (GO): photosystem II oxygen evolving complex; photosystem II; extrinsic component of membrane
Molecular function (GO): calcium ion binding
Source: RefSeq, a predicted model, not a curated record
AUGCCAGACGAGGCCGCCUGCCUGGCAAUCCUGCGCGCCGCCAGCCGCCGCACGCCGCUGGCGCCCGACGCCGACCUGCCGGCCCUCGCGGCGCACGGCGCCGCGGCCGGCCUCAGCGGCGCUGACCUGGCGGCGCUGCUGUCGGAGGCCCAGCUUGCGGCGGUCCACGAGGAGCUGGCAGCCAGGGAGGCGGCGCUGGCGCGACGCGCGGCGGGGGCGGCGGAAGCGGAAGCGAGCGCGGGUGCUGCGGUCGUGGGGAGCCUGAUCGCGGCGAGUCCGGCCGCAGCAGAGUUUGUCUCCGUGCCGAAGGGCUUCAAGCGGCUCGUAGACAAGCUCGACGGCUACGAGUUCUUCUACCCUGAGCUCUGGUCGCCGGUGACCACCUCCGGCAACGACGUCUUCCUCCGCAACCCCUUCAACAUCGAGGAGAACCUGUUCGUUGACAUAUCCUCUCCUUCCAGCUCGCGAUACAGCAGCGUGUUGGACCUGGGGACGCCAGAGGCGGCGGCGAAGACGAAGCUCGACCAAUACCUGAACAAGGAGUUCAUGUCCACGCGGCUAGGCAUCAAGCGUGUGGGCGAGAUUAUCUCCGCCGACAGCCGCGUCGCCGACGACGGCCGGACUUACUACGACAUUGUCAUCCGCAUGGCGUCGUACGGCUCCCGCAACGCCUAUGCCACCACGCAGCAAGAGGUCAUGAACCAGUACGGCCUCGAGUGGGACAGGCGGCUCACCACCACGCUGGGUGUCGCCAACAACCGCCUGUACGAGCUGCGGCUGCAGAGCGCCAGCGAGGGCUUCGAGGACAAGUCGGGCACGGUGGUGGCCAUGGUGCAGCAGUCGUUCCGGGUCAAGGAGGUCGAGGCGUGA